Molecule: messenger RNA, 2425 nt
Organism: Nelumbo nucifera (sacred lotus)
Lineage: Eukaryota; Viridiplantae; Streptophyta; Magnoliopsida; Proteales; Nelumbonaceae
Product: putative galacturonosyltransferase 6
Molecular function (GO): polygalacturonate 4-alpha-galacturonosyltransferase activity
Source: RefSeq, a predicted model, not a curated record
UUGUAAUCUCAACAAGUACAUAGAUCUCAGGCAACACGGAAUAACAGAAGCAGCAGAGAGGAUCAGAGGAAUAUGAAUUGAUUUUUUUUAAAGGAAAAGAAAAAGGUUAAAAGAGAGAGAAACCCUAGUAACAAGUUUCUUCCUUAUUGAUGAAGAAGAGAGGAACGAACCGUAGAGUCUGCAAAUGAGUUUUCUGCCAAGAAGGAGAAGCCCUAAAAAAACAGAACAAAAGCUUAUUGGUGUAGUGCUUCAUGAAGCAGGCUCUGAGAUGUCAGAGGAUUUUCAUCCUCUUGUUGCUUUCCGUCUCCGUCUUUUCUCCGCUCAUUAUAGUCUCCAAUAGGCUCAAAAACUUCACGCCUUCUUUCGCACACACAGAAUUUUUUGGGGAUCCAUCCACCAUUAAAUAUAGGAGCGAUAUACUGAGAUUAAAUGCAAUCCAGCAGGAAACGGGCGAAGGCUUGAAAGAGCCAGCAUUGGUUUUGUACAAAGAUGGAGAUUUUAAUUCUGUAGAUAGUGGUAACUCUGGUAACUCUUCUGAUGAGUCCAAGGUCCCCGGGAAUACUGGGGACAGUCCCAGUUUGUUGGAAAGAAAUGUUCCAGGGCCUGAUACCGACCACACGGGAGGAAAUAAAGAGAUUCAACAUAAAAAUGUUCCACCCCCUACUGGAAGAAAAGGUUACUCCACCCAAGCAACUGUCAGACAAGAUCCAAAUGUGCAAUCUAAUAUUCAGAGAGCAACUGAUGAGAAAGUAAGAGAAAUGAAAGAUCAAAUCAUCAGGGCCAAGACAUACUUGAAUUUUGCACCACCAAACAGCAAAUCUCACUUGGUUAAAGAGCUGAAGUUGCGUAUAAAAGAGGUGGAACGGGCAAUUGGUGUAGCCACCAAGGAUUCAGAUUUGUCUAGGAGUGCCUUGCAGAGAAUGAGAGCCAUGGAGACAUCCUUGUCAAAAGCUAGUCGUAUUUAUGCAGACUGCUCUGCCAUGGCAACAAAGCUCCGUGCUAUGACAUAUAACACAGAAGAACUGGUCCGUGCACAGCACAAUGAAGUAACGUAUCUUGUUCAACUUGCUGCAAGAACGAGUCCAAAGGGUCUUCACUGUCUCUCCAUGCGACUAACCACUGAUUAUUUUGCUUUGCAACCUGAGGAGUGGCAAUUUCCUAAUAGACAGAAAUUGUCUGAUCCACAGCUCCAUCAUUAUGCAGUCUUCUCAGAUAAUGUCCUUGCAUGUGCAGUGGUUGUUAAUUCCACUGUAUCAGCAGCAAUAGAACCCAAAAAAAUCGUCUUCCACAUAGUGACUGAUGCCCUCAACCUCCCAGCAAUUACAAUGUGGUUCCUUUUAAACCCUCCUGGUAAGGCGACAAUUGAGGUCAAAGGCAUGGAUGAUUUUGAAUGGCUGUUCUCCAGAUAUAGUAUGGCAUUGAAGAACCAGAAUACCCGGGACCCAAGAUACAGUUCGAGACUGAACUAUCUUCGCUUCUAUCUACCAGAUAUCUUCCCCGAGCUGAAUAAAAUUGUGCUUCUUGAUCAUGAUGUGGUGGUGCACAGGGAUCUGGGUGGAUUGUGGAGUUUUGAUAUGAAGGGAAAAGUAAAUGGAGCUGUUGAGACUUGCCGGGUAGGUGAGCCAACGUUCCGCCGGAUGGGUAUGCUUAUUGACUUCUCAAAUCCAACCAUUGCAAAGAGGUUUAAUGCUUCGACAUGCACGUGGGCAUUUGGUUUGAAUGUUUUUGAUCUACUAGAGUGGAGGAGGCAAGAUUUGACAAAUGUCUACCAUAAGUACCUAGAAUUGGGUGACAGUAAGCAGUCAUGGCGGGCUGGAAGUUUGCCUUUGGGUCAUCUCACCUUCUAUAACCAAACAGUGGCUCUAAAUCGAAGUUGGCACCUCUUAGGGCUUGGGUAUGAAUCAGGUGUGGGGCGGAGUGAGAUUGAGCGGGCAGCCGUCAUCCACUAUGAUGGAAACAAGAAGCCUUGGCUAGAUACUGGUAUUGCGAAGUACAAGAGCUACUGGAACAAACAUGUCAAUUAUGAGCACCCUUACUUGCAACAGUGCAACCUCCACGAGUAGUUGUAGAGUAAUACGAUGGGCAAUAUACAGAACAAUCUUCAAGUCUUCAUCAACACGUAUGUGGUCUCAUGACAUUCAUCUUCUCAGGGACAGCAGAUGGCACAGAUGUCAACCUCAUUCAUUCCCCUUCAUGUAAAUUUUAACUCCAAUUUAUUGUAGUCCAUUUUUCUUUCCAUUUCUUUCCUUCUCUCUUUCCGGUUAUAUUCUUCUAGAGCUGAGUGAAAUUAAAUUAAUAAAUGGAGAUCAAAUAAGAGAGUUCAUGUGAGCAUUUUGUAAUGUUGGUGUAUCUUAUCUUGAAUGUACAGAGCUUCUGUAGUUUUUGAACACAGCAUCUUUACAUACAGAAUUUACUUCUUUUCGUC